AUGGAGGAGAGAAGGCGUGUGGGCUACUGUGUUCACAGAGAGGUGCUGGAUGAGGGAAAAGUGGACCAGUUGGCUGAGAAAUCAGAUGUUAGAGUCCCUUUCUCUGAAAAAAUCAGAGAGUCAUUGAGGUGUUCUGGCCCCAAGCUGAAGAGUUGUAUGUUGUCUUCUGUUCCUGUCCUCUCCUGGCUGCCUCGCUACUCCCUCAGAGACAACGCCAUCGGAGACCUGAUCUCAGGCAUCAGUGUGGGCAUCAUGCACCUACCACAAGGGAUGGCCUAUGCUCUGCUAGCAGCAGUGCCACCAGUGUUUGGUCUCUACUCUUCCUUUUACCCCAUCCUCAUCUACUUCAUCUUUGGGUCGUCCAAACACAUCUCUGUGGGUACAUAUGCAGUGAUGAGUGUGAUGAUCGGCGGAGUGACAGAGCGCUUGGCCCCAGACACUAACUUCAUGAUGUAUGAUAACGCCACCAAUCAGAGUAUGGUGAAUGUUUUGGCUCGAGACACAGAGCGGGUGAAAGUGGCUGCUGCCGUUACUUUCUUGUCCGGCCUCUUCCAGAUGCUCCUGGGCCUGGUUAAGUUUGGCUUUGUGGUGACCUACCUGUCUGAGCCCCUGGUCAGAGGGUACACCACCGGAGCAGCCAUCCACGUCAUCGUCUCUCAGCUCAAGUACACCUUUGGCAUCAGUCCAAAACGCCACAGCGGACCCUUUGCCCUGAUCUUUACGGUGAUAGAGGUGUGCUAUCUGGUGCCAGAAACCAACAUAGGCACUCUUGUGGUGAGCCUGGUGUCCAUCAUUGGCCUCGUCCUGGUCAAGGAGCUCAACACCUACCUGGGCAAAAAGCUGCCAGUACCCAUCCCUGUAGAGCUGCUAGGGAUCAUCAUCGCCACGGUGGUCUCCUGGCAGGUCAACCUGGAGGGGAAGUAUGGAGUGGAAGUGGUGGGAGAGAUCCCCUCUGGUCUACAGCCUCCUGUCAUGCCUACAGCUUCUCUAUUUGGGCAGGUGAUAGGUGAUGCCUUCGCUCUGUCUGUGGUUGGCUACGGCAUUGCCAUCUCCCUCGGACGGAUCUUUGCCCUAAAAUAUGGCUACAAAGUUGACAGCAACCAGGAAUUGAUAGCCCUGGGUCUCAGCAACACCAUUGGAGGGGUGUUUCAGUGCUUUGCAAUCAGUUGCUCCAUGUCCCGCACCAUGGUACAGGAAAGCACUGGGGGCAAGACUCAGGUGGCGAGUGCUCUUUCAGCCAUGGUGAUUCUGGUCAUCAUGCUGUGGAUUGGGGCUCUCUUUGAAGAGCUGCCAAAGGCCGUGUUGGCAGCCAUAAUCUAUGUGAACCUGCAAGGGAUGAUGAAGCAGUUCAUGGACAUCCCAACUCUGUGGAAGAGCAAUAAAGUGGAUAUGCUGGUGUGGGUGGCCACUCUGAUCCUGACCGUGCUCUUCAACCCUGACAUUGGCCUGGCAGCCUCCAUUGCCUUCUCCAUGCUCACGGUGAUUUUCAGGACCCAACUGCCGAAGUACUCCCUCUUAGGGCAAGUCCCUGAGACCGACAUCUACAGACCAGUGGAGAACUAUAAUCAGGUGAAUGAGAUCCCUGGUGUGGUGAUCUUCCGCUCCUCUGCGACUCUCUACUUUGCCAACGCAGAGAUGUACCAAGACGCCCUGGCAGAGAAGAGUGGGAUUGACAUCACCAAGCUCAUCACCCAAAAGAAGAAAGCAGAGGCCAAGAGACUGAGGAAGGAAAAGAAAGAGGCCAGGAAAGCCAAGAAGGACGCAAAGAAGAAUGCACAGGAAUGGGAAGGCGAGCUAGACAGUUCGGAGAACGAGGUGGAGAAGGGUGUGGCCACAGUGGAGGAAGGGAGUAAACCUGACUCCACCCUUCCUCGUGCCAUCAUCCUGGAACUGAGUCCAGUCAACUUCCUGGAUACUGUGGGCGUCAAGACUCUACGCAAUAUCCAAAGAGACUACGGUGAUAUCGGUGUAGAGGUGGUCCUGUGUGGAUGUCAGACUGGUGUUAUUGAGAACCUGGAGAGUGGAGGGUUCUUCAGUGAGAAAGUCAGCAAAGCAUGUCUCUUCUCCUCAAUCCACGAUGCAGUGCUUCACUGUCAGACAGACAGGGCCAAGAUGAACAAAGAUGACGAGGAAAUGCAAGCGACUCAUUUCUGAAUACUGAGGGUAAUGGAGGCAUCUUACUGUAUGGGACUUGGGUACUUAUUAAAAAGUUCAGAAUACUUGACAUUCAUAUUAUGUCCACAUAUUUUUUGACACAGAAAGAAAGAAUGUAUCAAAACGAGACCCAGAUAGAAACACUUCAACGAGACACAAACCUUGACAACCCCAGACGAAUGUUAGCCUUGUACUCCAUGCAAUGUACCAAGGAUGUACAUUGAAACAGAAUAGUAUUAUUCUAUGAUCUUCCUACAAGCAAAUAGAUACACCUUUGGGGAAACUUUUAUAUUGAAAGAUAUUUACAUUUUCUGUGCUAAAUAAACUAUUGUAUAUUUAUUGUUGAAAUUGUUAACAAAUAAAAAGAAUACAUCUAAAAA
This is a messenger RNA of Oncorhynchus kisutch (coho salmon), 2534 nucleotides long. It is a transcript of the gene slc26a6.2, whose product is annotated as solute carrier family 26 member 6, tandem duplicate 2. Gene Ontology annotation, molecular function: secondary active sulfate transmembrane transporter activity. The transcript is spliced from 19 exons. Gene Ontology annotation, cellular component: membrane. The record is from RefSeq and is a predicted model, not a curated record. Gene Ontology annotation, biological process: sulfate transmembrane transport. Bases 1 to 2154 code for a protein of 717 amino acids. NCBI's taxonomy places the organism in Eukaryota, Metazoa, Chordata, Actinopteri, Salmoniformes, Salmonidae.